AGAAAAGGAAGCACACGACGUGCCGCGGGGCGUUUGGCCCUCAGCUGAGGACCGUGAAGAAGGAUUCCAGAGUUUGUUAUCCGAGACGUGCAUGCCUGUGACGCGCGAGUUCCCGGGACGGCAGAAGAAGGAGCCACGUGUGCGAGGCUAGCGCGUUACUCGUCCUUGUUUCAGCUGACGUCAAUCGUCCGGUGAAGGUCCCCGAGGAGCUAUCGGAGAGCAGCUUCUCCUCCCUGUUGGUGAUUAUCGGAGCACCAUGUCUGAGCCAGGGAAGGUUGGCGAGAUCCUCCCACCUGUCGAGCAGCCGCCUGAGGCCGCUGGGCACCCCACUGAGUCGACGGAGCACCCUCUGUCUCAACCCCCUGCUGCAGCAGCAGCAGAACCCGCCAUCGCCCACCCUCCCGCAGACAGCAUCGCAGCUCAAGAGCAGGCAGAGCGGGAAGAGGCCAAGCAGGAGGAUGCGGCCAUGGCUGAGGAGCCACCUGAGGCUGCCGGCCAGGAGACCGUCCCACCCACGGCACCUGUCCCUCAGCCCAGCGAGGAGCAGUCGACGGGCAGUGUGCAGCAGGCAGUACCAGCUGCAGAGGGAGGGGGAGACAUGGAGGUCGGCGAGGCCGGAGCGGCUGCCGAUGAGACCAUGGAGGAUGCGGGAGGUGGCGACGCGUCAGCCACCGACGACGCCAAGAAGGCCUCGACCGAGGAUCACGAGGAGGAGGGCGAGGAGACCUCCUCUCCCACUGCGAAGCCCGGCAAGAUGACCACUCGACGACAGAGCAAGCUUGCCGCCGGUGGAGAGGACACCGAGAGCGGGGCCCAAGCGGCUGCCGAGGGCGAGGGGGAGGAGGGCGAGCACGACCACGACGAGGAGGACGAGGGCGAUGACGACGAGGAGAAGGUCCGCAAGCCCAAGAGGCCCAAGCGCACCGGGGAAGAGACCACCCGAGGCGGCCGGCGCAAGAUGCGAGGCGGCAAGCGCAGGGGCGGCCGGGGCGGCAAGAGGGGCAGUGCCGACGUAGUCUACCCCGUGGCCCCGGCGCUCCUGUACCCUCCUCUCCCCCUGCCGCCGCCCGUUGAGUUGCGCUGGGCUCAGUGCAGCAAGUGCUCCAAGUGGCGGUCGCUGCCCGGCAUCAGCGACGAGGACUGGAUCAAGGUGGAGGCAGACAACGAGUGGUCAUGCGAGCUCAACCUGUGGACCACCGACAGGAACACCUGCGACGCCGACGAGGAGGAGGAGAAGGCCCCUCCCGCACCGGCAGCAGACAUCAACGCCCUCGCUGCGGCGUUUGGUGCCGGGGCCGCCGGCCCGCUUCCCUCUCUCCCCAUCGGCGCGACCCCCGCAGCACCCCCUGCAGCUGGCCAACAGGGUGGGGUAGUGGUCCAGACAGAGGCGCCAGUGGUCAGGGCGUCGGGCAAGGCCAAGGCAAGUGCCAAGAGGGGGGCUCAUGUGCGCAUUGGGGGGGGUGGCGCGGGCCGGGGAGCUGGCGUGCGGCCGCCUGUGGCUGGUGGUGAGGGAGUGCCUGUGGUGUCUGAGGGGGCGUGGAACUGGGUGGAGUGCGAUGAGUGUCACGAGUGGCGUGCGCUGCCGUUGAACAUGCCCGCGCCGAGUGAGGACGAGCGCUGGAGCUGCAUCAUGUACCUGCACCCCCACUACUGGACGUCGCUGCGCGACAAGCCCCCCAUGCCCCCCAGCAACCAGCCGGCCACCUACUACAACUCUUGCAAAGACCUCGGUACGUACAACAGCACAGUCUACACAGCUGAUGGGUGUGGAUAUAUGUCCACGUCUAUCUAUCGCUGUGUGUGGCCUUGUCUCUGUGUGUAUUGUAUUGUAUCCUUCAUUCAUUCAGAUGAGUGUCCGCACUACCAGAACGUUCACAAGAUCGCAAACGAGGCCGAGGAGUACGCCAAGGCCGUCGCCAGCGGCGCCAUCCCACCCCCACUGCCACCGGCAUUCCCCGCCCGCCAGCAGGGCAAGAAGACACCCAAGCAUGCCACCGCGGCCACCACGUCGCCCACAUCACGGCACCGCAGCGGCCCCCGACGUCAAGCCACCGACAAGGGCGGCUCCGAGCUGGCCGAGGGUGGCCAUGGGGCGUCCCGCAAACGGUCACUGCGGGAUGGUCGCCGUCGCCGCAGCGACGAGGAGGGGGAGAACGGCGUCGACAUGGAUGACGAGCAGGAUGAGGACACCGACGACAUGGCCAGCGGCCGCCACCACUCGAAGACAAACAACCAGGCCGAGAAGCUCGCCGACAUGUUUGCGGGAGAGGACGGCAAACGCACCAGGGGUGGCGGCGCGCGCGACCCACUCGGCCGAUUCGCAGAGGGCAGCGGCAGGCGAGAUCGAGAUCGAGAUCGGGACCGAGACAGGGACGACAGCGGGGGCGACACUGCCACACCCAAGGGCGCCGCCACUGGCAGAGGUGUCCGUGCGGCGGCCAUGCAGCGCCGCGCCAGGCGCGAGGCACGACACUACGCCGACACGGACGGCGGUGGUGAUGACGAGAAGGACAUGGACGAGAAGCCGCCAGCGCAUCACCACCACACGGGCGGGGGUCGUGGUGGCCGACGUGGGCGGGGGAGGGGCGGCAGGGGUGGAGGGGCGGCUGCCGCUGCUGCGGCGGCACAAGCUGCAGUGGUUGGUCCUGGAGGGGUGCAAGUGCUGCCCCCUGGCAUGAUGUACGUGCCCAUCGAAGAAAUCACCGACUGGAUGGCGGUCAGCGGACGAGACGAGCGAGCCAUUGAGUGAAUCACCUGGACGUCUGUGCACGCCUGCCUGUCUGCCUGUCUGCCUGUCUGCCUGUCUGCCUGUCUGUCUGUCUGUAUGUCUGUGUGUUGAUCAGUGCGAGAAGUGCAAUAAGUGGCGGAAGGUGCCCAAAGACAUCGUGACCAAGUACAAGAACAAGUCGUUCUACUGCGAGCACAACCCAAACCCCAAUUUCAACACCUGCGACGUCCCGCAGGAGGCAGACCAAGGCGCCAUCCCCCUCGCAGCCAACGGCAUCGGCGUCCUACCGGCGGCAUUCCCACCUCAGGCAAACCAGCAGGGCCAGGGAGCGGGCGGGGGAGCCGCAGCAGCUGCUGCGGCUUGUGCGGGCGGGGCGUCUGCUGGCAUGGAAAUGCCUUCGCAGGGAGGGGCUGCGGGUGGUGGUGGCUGUGGCGUCGACGCGAUGGCGCUCAAUGGGUCUGGUGCUGGCGAUGGUGGCGGCGGGCAGGUCAUAACACAGACCAUGGGCGCGCUGCCUGCCGUCAUACCCGGCUCACAGAAGGUGAGGAUUGACCUGCAUAGACAGACGGGCACGGAUGGAUGGACAAGAGGGAUAAUGGGUCGUCUGCGUGUGUGUGUGUGUGUGUGCUUCAUUCAGAUGGUUGGUCCUGCGUUUCCUGUCCCUGGUCUGAUCCAUCCGCCUCGCAUGCUGCGGGGUCGAGUCAUCCUGGUCGGCGACGACGGUACGAACGACCUGACCUAACGAAGCCAGCACCACACACAACACACCCACACCCACACACAUCCACACACACACACACAGACAGGGCCCCAUUGCUCUCUCUCCUCUUUGUGUGCCAUGUUCUGCAGCGUGGAAGGGCCACAUGACCGCCUCGCGCGACAGCCAAGACCGCCUCCACGUCACCAUCGACAACCCCCCAGCCGGCGGCGGCAAGCAGCCAGUCGCCAACACGCAGGCCGCACAGCGGGGCGGCAUCAACACCCUCAACCCCCCCCCCAUCUACCCACCCGCAGCGGACAUCAUGGGCCAGUUUGUCCCCCUCCCGGCCCCCAAUGCCUCCGUCAAGGGCACCAUUGCGCUGUUCCAGUUGCCCACCGAGGAGGAGUGGGAGAAGAAGGACCUCCGCGAGGGCAAGAAGGCAAAGGCCAAGGCCAAGGGCAAGGCGGCGGCGAGCGAGCAGCAGGGCGCAGCCGUGGUCAAGGACGAAAAGGAGAAGGAUGAGGAUGACCAGAAAAUGGAAGACGGUGAGCGACGAUUGACGAGUGUCAUCAGACACGUGAAUGGACCCAUGUACGUCUGUGUGUGUGUGUGUGUGUGUAGGUGGUGAACGUGCCGCUGGGGACCAGGAGGAUCAGGGCGGCGACGGUGGUGAUGGUGAUGGCGAUGGCGACCAGGAGAUGCCCGACACCACUCUGGAGGAGGAGAGGAAGCUGCAGGACGAGUUCUUCAGCCUUUGCCCGCACCGAACCAGACAGGCAGGCACACACACACACAAACAUACACACCGACGGCAGACAGCGACCUCUCUCUGCUGUCUGUCUCUCGUCCAUGUGUCUUGUCAGAUGGUCAAGCUGGAGGCCCAGCGCCGCAAGGGCAUCAAUCCAACCGAGAAGUUCAACCAGUUCUGCACCGAGCGCGACAAGGCCAAUGGCGACGAGGACGGCCGCAAGAAGAGGGCCAAGAAAGCCGCACUGCGCUCCAAGUCCAAGGAGCAAGACAGCCUGCUCGAAGGCCCCCGCAUGCGCGUGACGAGAGGCGUCAGACCCAAGCUGCCCCCCGAGCUCUUCGCCAGCAGCAAGGGCGGCUCCCCCAGCCCCUCACCCAAGCCGCGCAAGCUCAGCAAGGGCCAGCCAGGCCUCGUGUACAGCCGGUCCAACUCCAACCUCUCCACAUUCCUGCAAGACGGCGCCUACGGCCUCUCGGGCCCACUCCCGUCAUCGGUCAACGGCAUCCCCGGUGUCACACCACGUGGGGGCGGUCGAGGCGGUCGUGGCGGACGGGGAAGGGGCAGGGGCGGACAGAGGGGCGGGGGGGCGCUGUCUGGUGGAGUGCCUCCUGCGUUGCGAUCCUUGCGGUCGGGCGAGUCUCUUGCUUCAGAGGGCGGCCGAUCGAGGGGCCGUGGGCGGCGUGGUGGGCGCGGCAAGCGUGAUGAAGAUGAGGUGUCUUUCCGCAUUUCGUCUCGCAAGCGCAAGGCCCAGGAGGAGGAGGAUGAAGACGAAGACGAGCAGGACGAGGGAGACGACAAUGACAAUGACAACGACACCGGCGAGGAGGCCCCACCACCCCCACCACCCGCAGACAAGAAGGCAGAUGAGGACGUGCCCAUGCGCCAGCCCCCGCCGCCCGCCAUCGGCACGUCCGACGAUGAGGACAAUCUGCCGCUGAGCAGCAAGAAGAAGACUCCCCUGGCCACACCCAAGGACGGCAAGGCCCCCCAGCCAUGGCCCACUGAGGCGCAGGGCAAGACCAAUGCGCCACAGCCGAUGGACACGGACGACGCGCAGGGGGCUGGCGACCAAGCAAUGGACAGCACCGAUCCUGCGGGUGGUGGUGCUGCUGGUGGUGAUGGUGGCGGUGCUUUGGGCGGUGCGGCAGCCGAAGCAGCAGAGGAGGAGAAGUGAGUGAUAUCGG
Vitrella brassicaformis is the source of this 5360-nucleotide messenger RNA. NCBI's taxonomy places the organism in Eukaryota, Vitrellaceae. The record is from the annotation of a GenBank genome assembly.